This is a messenger RNA of Manihot esculenta (cassava), 2649 nucleotides long. Its product is annotated as scarecrow-like protein 21. Gene Ontology annotation, biological process: regulation of DNA-templated transcription. Gene Ontology annotation, molecular function: sequence-specific DNA binding; DNA-binding transcription factor activity. The transcript is spliced from 2 exons. Lineage: Eukaryota; Viridiplantae; Streptophyta; Magnoliopsida; Malpighiales; Euphorbiaceae. The coding region runs from base 674 to 2317 and encodes 547 amino acids. Gene Ontology annotation, cellular component: nucleus. The record is from RefSeq and is a predicted model, not a curated record.
CCUUGAAAAUAAUACUAAUAUUCUUCUUCCUCUGCUUCUCUUCUCGGUCUCUGUUCUCUCUCUCUCAGCCUCUGCUGGUGACAGUGAAAUACCACAAAAUUGACGAUUCCUCAAAUCAAGGUGGGAUGCCAACAUCAACAUGUUGAUAGUGAAAUUAUUCUUUAGAAAAGGAAAAAGAGGAAAAUUAUUCUUUUCUUGUUGUUUCUGGCCUUGAAAUUCUCUGUUUUGGAUGGAAUUCAAGUGUUCAUGAUUUUUCCGAGAAAGUUUUUCUUGCGAAAAUCAGUUCCUAUGGAUUAACAGUAAUGCGAGAAUGGGUUUGUGGUGGAUCUGUUAAUGAUUAUUAUGCUGGCUUAUCUCACUCUGCCAAAUGGAUCUCAUACGGAAAUAUAGAUAAAUGAUCUUGGAGCUGCUCGAUGCAGUGUCAUUAAGUUCUAUUAUUGCUGUGAGGCUCAUUUAGCUGAUUUUUCAGCAAGAACCUAUUCCAAACUGUACAAGCUUCUUUUAAGCAUAGGGUGUAGAUGUCCGUGCGAGGAUAACUAAAGCACACUAAUUAGAUGCUGCAUUCUGUGGUUUGGUAAUCAGUUAACUAACUUCCAAAAGCAUUCCUGCUAAGACCAUCAGCUGGGUUGUCCCUGUCGCUAAAGUGGCAUCAGGUAAACUGAUUGAGUGUUCAAUGCAAGCAUCAAAAAGAGUCAGAAGUAGAGGCAUGUCUAGCAGAUUGUACUAUCAGCCAAUUCAGGAAGUUGAGGCAUACUGCAUGCCUCAGUUCCAGAAUUUGGAUCACCAGCUAUGUUCCAAUGGCAGCAGCCAAGGAACCAGUUUAUCCAUUCUGAAUUCACAUGAACUAUACUGCACCCUGGAGUCAUCUUCAGCAAAUGGCAGUUAUACAAUUCACAACUCUCCAUCAACCAUUAGUUUCUCACCCAAUGGAAGUCCUGUGUCACAGCAAGAGUCUCAGUCAUAUCCACCCGGUACGCACCAUUCUCCUGACAAUAAUUAUGGCUCUCCGAUAAGUAGUUCCUGCAUAACUGAUGAUGUCCACAACUUCCAGAACAAGUUGAAAGAAUUAGAAAAUGCAAUGUUUGGUCCUGAUUCUGAUAUUAUUGACAGCAUUGAAAGCACCUUUGGGAAUGGGACAAGCAUGGAGUCACCAGAAAUGGAUAGCUUGAGACAAGUAAUGGAGGCAAUUUCUAGAAGGGACCUAAAACAUGUCCUUGUUGUCUGUGCACAAGCAGUAUCCGAUAAGGAUAUGUUAAAGGCUCAAUGGUUAAUGGAUGAACUGAGACAAAUGGUGUCUGUUUCUGGUGAACCAAUUCAAAGAUUGAGUGCAUACAUGUUGGAGGGGCUUGUUGCUCGGCUAGCCUCCUCAGGAAGUUCCAUCUACAAAGCUUUGAGAUGCAACGAACCAGCCAGCGCUGAGCUGCUCUCUUAUAUGCACAUUCUUUAUGAGGUGUGUCCCUAUUUCAAGUUUGGAUACAUGUCAGCAAAUGGUGCUAUUGCAGAAGCCAUGAAGGAUGAAAACAGGGUUCACAUCAUUGAUUUCCAAAUUGGUCAAGGGAGUCAGUGGAUUACUUUAAUCCAGGCCUUUGCUGCUAGACCUGGUGGGCCUCCCCACAUCCGUAUUACAGGUAUUGAUGAUUCCACAUCGGCAUAUGCCCGUGGAGGAGGACUUGAUAUAGUGGGGAAGAGGCUAUCUAGGCUUGCUGAGAUGGUUAAGGUGCCAUUCGAAUUUCAUGCUACUGCCAUGUCUGGUUGCAAGGUUCAGGUAGAGAACCUUGAUGUUCGUCCCGGGGAGGCUCUAACUGUGAAUUUCGCAUUUGUGCUUCAUCACAUGCCUGAUGAAAGUGUCAGCACACAGAAUCAUCGAGACCGGCUUCUGAGGCUGGUUAAGAGCCUGUCUCCAAAGGUUGUGACCCUUGUUGAGCAAGAAUCCAACACAAAUACUGCUCCAUUCUUCCCUCGGUUCCUCGAGACACUAAACUAUUAUACAGCAAUGUUUGAAUCAAUUGAUGUUACUCUCCCAAGAGAUCAUAAGGAACGGAUCAAUGUUGAGCAGCAUUGCCUGGCAAGGGAUGUUGUUAACAUAAUAGCAUGCGAGGGAAUUGAGAGGGUGGAACGACACGAGCUGCUCGGAAAGUGGAGAUCAAGGUUCAAAAUGGCAGGGUUUACGCCAUACCCUUUAAGCUCCUUGGUAAAUGCCACCAUCAAAACUCUGCUAGAGAACUAUUGUGAUAGAUAUAGACUUGAAGAGAGAGAUGGGGCUCUUUAUCUUGGUUGGAUGAACAGAGAUUUGGUGGCAUCUUGUGCGUGGAAAUGAAAAUUGCUGCAUACCAAUCCGCUCUCUUUUUGAAACUUGGGCGGCCAGCUGAGGUAGAACCUCUAGUAUUUCCAUUGUUUUUUCCCUUUUUUUUGGAUGGAUUUGAGGAGGAAGAUGGUGGCCUCAGCUGUGUAAUUCUCUUUUAAAAGUGGAAAGUUGGCUAUUUUCUUUGAUAUUUUCUUUUUGGUUUUUUUUGCUUGGCCUUGGAAGAACCAGGUUUGGUGGUUUGGCAUGAUCAGAAUAUAUGCACGUUCUUAGGGACUUAGGUGUUGGAUUCCUGAGUGUUAUCCUGUGGGCAUAUUCCUAUGAAAUGCAGGAAAAUUUUCUGUUUC